AUGUCUACUCCCACUAGUAAUAAUGAUGACUCUCCCAAAUCACAAAGGAAGAGCCGUGCCCACACCCUCACGCGGGUGCGCAACAACCAGCGCCGUUGUCGCGAGCGGCGUCGCCAGUAUAUAGCUGCCUUGGAACAAAGGGUUGAAGAAACAGGACGUCUGCUUGAAGAGGCUCGUGCAGAGAUUGACAGUCUGAAAUCCCAAUUGAUGGAGUGCGGGUCUCGCCGUCGCCACCAUUCUCAUCAUGCUAAUCAACCGGCUGAGGGGGGGAGUGCGGUGAGCUACUCUGGUGGUGGUGGUGGUGGUGGUGGUGGUCGUGGUGGCUCAAUAGACGCGGCAGCUUGGAUGAUGCCUUUAGGCCAGCAGGGUGGAUAUAGACAGGUAUCCGGGCAGAUUGAAGAGGUAGGAGAAUUACCUGCUCUACUUCCUGGCCCUCUUCCUGCCCCUCCUCAGAGGGAAGAUGACUGGCCUGCCACUACAUCACAUCAGCAAACUUCAGAUAUUGGAUGCAAUGCUACCCCGAACAUGCUCGCCCUCCAGCAAUUAGACAACACCCACCCGAGACGACCUUCUUCGUCUUCUUUGUCUCUCGCAAAUCAACGCGAAACUGCUGUCUGCGGAUCCAGGCCCCCAAACGCCGUCAAUUCAUAUACUAGAUUAACUACUAGUACCAACGCGCCCUCACCACUCAGCACACUUUGGACACCGACUUUAACAGCACUUCAACUAGAAGGUUUUAUCCUUCCAGAUAUCCCCGAUACAUCCAACUGUGACUACACUGUAUCUCCAGCCGAUGAAUCCACAACUCCUUGUAGCCAAGCCUUCAUCUUCAUAUCCCAGCAGAACUUCAAGGGACUUGACGCAUCGUCUAUUGAACGGUGGCUGUGUCGUGGAUUUCGACAGGCGACAGACCCUAGAGAAGGGUGUCGUGUUGAAAAUACCUUGUUGUUGCAGUUGUUAGAUUUCCUCUUCAGUUACGAAUCCUUAGAUUCCGCUAUACGUUCCAGUUGGGGGAAAGCAGGAGGCCUCACAACUUCACGGAGAGGGGCUCCUAAGGUUCUAGAGAACCUGGGAAAUGUAACUCUUAACUAUUUGAACCAGCCAGUCUCGCCCCUCACGCUUAUCGCGCUUAUCCACCCAACCGCUGCAACACCACCGCACCGCGACAUUGACUCGCUGCUAUACUUACCAACGCCUUGA
Histoplasma capsulatum G186AR is the source of this 1200-nucleotide messenger RNA. RefSeq lists its product as uncharacterized. Gene Ontology annotation, molecular function: DNA-binding transcription factor activity. NCBI's taxonomy places the organism in Eukaryota, Fungi, Ascomycota, Eurotiomycetes, Onygenales, Ajellomycetaceae. The transcript has 3 exons. Gene Ontology annotation, biological process: regulation of DNA-templated transcription. The record is from RefSeq and is a predicted model, not a curated record. Bases 1 to 1200 code for a protein of 399 amino acids.